Molecule: messenger RNA, 5527 nt
Organism: Musa acuminata AAA Group (dessert banana)
Lineage: Eukaryota; Viridiplantae; Streptophyta; Magnoliopsida; Zingiberales; Musaceae
Product: pentatricopeptide repeat-containing protein At2g19280-like
Exons: 7
Coding region: 12-2138 (708 amino acids)
Molecular function (GO): protein binding
Source: RefSeq, a predicted model, not a curated record
UCGCACGCCCGAUGCCCUGCUCCCUGUGGAGGCGCUCCGUGCAGUCCUCCCUCGCCCUCUGCCGCUUCGACUCCAUCCCCAUCUCCCCUGGCCUUCCUCUCCUCCAUCGCCGGCACUGGGCCCUGCCGUGUGAGUCCCUCCUCUCCGACAGCGAGUCCUCGUCCGCCCCCGAAGACUGCUGCUCCCACCACUACCACGACCCGAGAACCACCGAGAGGAUCAGCUACCGACCGUGCAGGCUCGCCGCCUCCCGACGAAGGUACUCCUUGUCAAGACAAUGGUUCUGCAAGGCCGAUAUGAUCAAGAGGAUGCGGGCCAACCUCUCGCACCGGGGCUGGAUUCUGGGCUCCCCGAAUUCGCUCGAAGUCGAGCUGUGCGAGCGCAAUGUGGUCGCCCUGCUGAACGAUCUGUUCGAGGGCAGCUCCGACGCGGCGCUGGCUUUCUACUUCUUUAGGCUGUCGCAAUGGUACAACGGUUCGAAGCACGGCGUCCGUGCGGUUUCCACUAUGGUGCACAUAGCGGUCACCGGGAAUAUGAACCACAUCGCAGUGAAGCUUCUCCGAAGUAUUGCUAGGAAUGUUGACGAGCACAGCGACGGAGUACAGCAUCAGCUGGUGUUUGAUGUACUGAGAGAAACUUACAGUAGUAGGAGAGUUUUGGAAACUGUAUAUAGCAUGCUCGUUAUGUGUUACGUGGAUAAAGGAAUGGUCAAGAUGGCUAUUAGGUUGGUGGAUGAUAUGAGGAACCUUGGCAUGUACCCGACCAUCCGUGUCUACAAUUCUCUGAUCAAGCUUCUGCUGGAAUCCAAGCAGUACGAAGUUGCAUGGCAAUUAUAUGUGGAAAUGCCUAGUAGCUCGUUUGGCUCUAACCAGUGGAUCGUAAGGAUCGUGAGCUUAUUUAUCCGGGAGCUCGGUGCUCAUGGUGACUUCGACUGUGCUUGUAAAUUGCUCUUUGAGAUUCAGAAAUACGGUGGCCAAGCCGAUGUUGUUGUGUAUACAACGAUGAUAAAUGCCUUGUGCAAAUGGGGGCUCCUCAAAGAGGCAACUGCUCUAUUAUAUAAAAUGUUGCAGUUGGGCAUCUCUCAUGAUGAUGUUUUGGUUUCUUCAGUUGUCGAUGGCUACUGCAAAGCUGGUAGGUUGGUGGAUGCCGCACAUCUUUUGAACUCUCUAAGCGGCAUUCCUGAUGUUUUCGUGUAUAACAGCUUCAUAUUGAUGUUAUGUAAAAAUGGCAAUAUGGUAGAAGCUUACAAGCUGUUCAAAGAGAUGUUUGAGGUGGGGUUGGAUCCUGACUCCUUCAAUUACACAGCUAUUAUUGAUGGUUACUGUAGAGCAUGUGAGCUAGAUCAGGCUUUGAAGACAUUUGCUCUAAUGCUGAAAAGAGGGGUUGAACCAACUGUUAUGACAUAUACAGCGUUGAUAGAAAGUUACUGUGACAGAAAUGAUCUUUGUGGUGCAGAGUACAUGCUUUCUGUGAUGAAAAUGGAGGGUGUGCAACCAGAUGUUGUCACUUAUAAUACAUUGAUCAAUGGUUACAGCAAGAAGGGUCACAUGCAUAGGGCAUAUGAGUUGAAGGAUGUCAUGGAAAAGGAUGGUGUAUCCACAGAUGUGGUGACAUAUAAUAUUCUCAUGCAUGGACUCAUCAAGAGAGGCUAUGUCAAGGAAUCAAGAGAAGUCUUUAAUGAACUUGUUAGAAGGGGGUUUUCUCCUGACAGAAUCACAUUUACCAAUAUAAUUGACAGUUAUUCUCAAAAUGGAAAUAUGGAAGAAGCAUUUCUCAUAUGGUGUAGCAUGAGCAAUAAUGGAAUAACACCUGAUGUUGUCACUUGUAGUGCUCUCCUUAAUUGUUUCUGCAAAAGGCAGCGCAUGCAAGAUGCAAGUGUUUUAUUUCACAAGAUGUUGGAUGCUGGAUUGGAGCCUGACCUAAUAUUGUACAACACUCUCAUAUGUGGAUUCUGUAAAGAAGGGAAUAUUAGUGAAGCUUGCCGUUUUAUGUUCAUGAUGAAUGAAAAUGGUAUUUUUCCUAAUAAUCUUACAUAUGAGGCUCUGGUUUGCUGCUUUGAGAAAAUUGGAGUGAAAAAUGCGGCUGAAAAUGCUGCCAUGAAGAUGCAGGAAAUUUUCUUUGAAAAAUAUAAUGAUUGAUUCUUGAUGAAUUUUAGAUGUGCUUUGAUGUCAUUAUAUUGAUUGGUGGAGCUUUAAAACAAUUGUUUCACCUGCCAUCUUCAAACUACCAUGAGGGUGAAGUUCCUUAGAGAAGCUUUGGUGGACAAGUCUCUCUAUUCAAGCCAGUAAGGUUGUCAGCCAAACAAAAAGACUAAAGCUGCAUGGAGUAUACUUCCAUAGUGUGGUAGAUUCCUCCCUGAGCAAAGAUCGAAGACAUCUUGAUUUGCUACCUCAGUCACGAUUUCCUUUGAUUCUUCGUUGAUCCACUUUAAAUUCAAAUAGAGGAGCUUUUACAUUUAGUGAUUAAUUGUCAAGGCUGUCCAUGGCCGAGCUUCCACCAAGACAUUGAGAAGAUAUGUGAGGAGGAUACUGAGUUCAGUGUUCUGCAGAAUGAUACCUGUGACAGAAUACUCUUCUACAGUGCAUCGUGCUUGAGACUUCUUGGUAGCUUUUAAUGUAGUCAACAGCAGUUCCCUCAACCUGAGAUGGAAGAGCUUGGUUACGAUGGAUACUGCAACAGUAUGGAUUAUUACGGACAUUACCUGCUCAAGGAUGAUCAGAGAAGGGCAGUUUCGAGGGUGAGGGAGCUGUUGAGAAGAAUUGAGGUGGUGAAGUCACACAAAGGAGGAAAAUAAGGCACAGAAGUGCAACUCUGCAACCUACAUUGUGAACGUGGUAUGCUGUACCAUGACUUGAUCUCCCUUGUAAAGACAUAAAUUCAUGUUUGACUUCCUUUACAAUCUUAUUUUUAUGAACCAUUAUAAUGCGUGGACACAUUAAUAUGAAAUGUUUCUUCCAUGCAUCUGUGAAUACAAAAAUACUCAGAAUAUGAGAAUCAUUACCAGUUUUUGGGUUCCUAGAUAUUUACAGGGUCUUAUCUGAUUCUUCUGGUUACUAGGGUGAUUUGUGAUGUUACAAGCACCAGCAUGCUUAGCACAGAUAUUUAUUGAGCUUGAACAGUAGCUUCAUUUCUUGAACAAAAAGUCAAUCAAUUCCAGCAUGGAAGAAAUGAAUCAUGCCAUAUGCCUUCCCUCUUUGUGCCACAAGGAGAAAUGAUGACUGCUGAUGGAGUUCCAAAGGUCAAGGAAUCUUGUGAUGACAUGGCAGAGUGAAAGAUCAAGUUUGGCUUAUCGAACUAGUUAGUGCUUCAAACAGAAUCCACAUUUUAUUAGCAGUAUUUGGACGUUGGAGAAUAAAUUUUUACAGAACCCAAAUCUGAUGAAUUGAGAACUAGAAUUACGUAUUCAAAAGCUGAGUUAACAAAUAAGGUGAUGCAAUUAUUGCGGCUCCCAAAUUGAAAAUUGGAGAUCAAGAUGUGGUUUCAUGUUUUGUCAUAAGGGAGCAGAAGAUGCAAGAGUCACCUGCCAGAAAAGAAGAGGACAACAUUGGCAUUCAGGUGGAGGGAUUGAUCAAAAGACUAUAUAUUUGAGAGACAUGAUUAUAUGAUAAACAAAAACAAUAUUGGCAUUCAGGUGGAGGGAUUGAUCAAAAGACAAUAUAUAUUUGAGAGACAUGAUUAUAUGAUAAACAAAAACAAUAGUGACUAAAAGCAUGAAAAGAUCUUAUCAUCUGCAGAAGAUGCAAAAGUCACCUGCCAGAAAAGAAGAGGACAACAUUGGCAUUCAGGUGGAGGGAUUGAUCAAAAGACUAUAUAUUUGAGAGACAUGAUUAUAUGAUAAACAAAAACAAUAGUGACUAAAAGCAUGAAAAGAUCUUAUGACAGUUAAUGUACCUCAUGCAUGGAUCACUUACAUAUACAUUGUUGAGAAUGUAGCUUUCCAUCCGACAGAAGAUCUGAAAUAGUCUUUGCAAGCUGUGCUGCUCCAUGUUGAGGAAUUAGAACAUCAGGAUUACACCAAACAGCACAUGGGUCCCCAUGGCUUCCACCUAAACACCAACCUCCAGGAACUAUCCUACCAGGACCCAGGCUCAAGUUUCCUUAUCAAUGUGGUCAAGAACAGGAUCAUUCUUAGAGAACCUAGUACCAAAUGCUGCACCACUUAAAGUAAUGUUUUUAAGGUUAUCAGCAGAUGGGUUCCUUCUUUGGAGGUGCACCCCAUAUCAUACAGUGUAGGUGAUGAUUGACAAUAGUCCUAUUGAAUGCAGGCGAGUUACCAAGGACAGUUUGGAAAUAGUUUGUGUAUGAUGACAGUGUAUUUGCAUAGUCCAUCAUAAAAGUUCUUGGCAAAUUGUUGGUACCCAAUAUGCAGUACUCUGUAAAUUUCCAACUGAGGAUAACAGAAGCAGAACCUGCAUCAGAAUGCAUAAUCCAUCUGGGUUUAUAUUAUUCCCUCUUGUUUUUCAUUCUUUUGACCUGGUGGUAUCAUCUAUUGGAAUACUGUCAAUCAGGGGUACACGUGAUCCUGGACUUAUUGACCCUAUUGAGGAUCCAAUGGUUAUCCUUCAAAAAGGCUAUUCUGUCUUGAUUAUUUUGGCUGUUUUGACAUUUGGUGUGUCUACUUCAUGGCUUCUUUACACCGAACAGACACCUUCUGCAUAGCUAAACUUUGCCUCAUGGAUUGGUAGGAACAGUUACCGCAUAUGCUUUUGUUUGGAUCACAAAAUAUUACACUGAUUCCAAGCAUGAGGCUGUUCGUGUGUUAGCACAUUCUAGUGCUAUGGGUCAUGGAACUAAUAUAAUUGCCAGUGUUAGCUUGGACUAUAAUCAACAGCUCUUCCUGUACUGGUGAUAAGCAUAGCUAUUAUCACAGCAUUUUGGCUGGGACAUACAUCAGGUUUAGUAGAUGACACUGGAAAUCCAACUGGUGGUUUAUUUGGCAUAGCUGUAGGAACAAUGGGAAUGCUUAGCACUGAUGCAUAUGUUCUCACCAUGGAUAUGUUUGGUCCUGUAGCUGAUAAUGCUGGUGGUGGAAUUAUGGAGAUGAGUCAGCAGGUACAUAUCAUUGAUGAGUAUUUUUAUAUGGUUGAUUUAACAUGUGUGAGUGCUUUCUUUUUCAUGUGCUUUUGUGAAAUCAACUUCUAUCAGCUCCUUUGAAACUAUGAGAGAGAUGAGAGGUCGUACUGACAUUAAAGCAUUAAAUUGGUCACUUUUUAUCUAAUAUGAUGCAGCAGUAACUUUUUUGCUUGCAUCCUGAAAGUGUUUGGGAGAUCACAGAUGUUUUAGAUGUUGUACGUAACACUACCAAAGCUAUUACUAAAGGAUUUGCUAUUGGUUCUGCCGCACUUGCCACCUUCCUUCUUUCCAGUGCAAUCAUAUCCCUUUUAAACAGUGCCUUUGCCUGCUCUGCUGUUGGAAGAACUGCACAAGAGGUUAAUAAUGAAGUUCGUAGACAAUUUAUUGAGAGGCCUGGUAUAAUGGACUCCAGAGAAAGCCAGACUACAUUUGCCAUUGUGGCAUCUGCAUCAUU